This is a messenger RNA of Asparagus officinalis (garden asparagus), 809 nucleotides long. RefSeq names its product mavicyanin-like. Gene Ontology annotation, molecular function: electron transfer activity. The coding region runs from base 150 to 653 and encodes 167 amino acids. NCBI's taxonomy places the organism in Eukaryota, Viridiplantae, Streptophyta, Magnoliopsida, Asparagales, Asparagaceae. Gene Ontology annotation, cellular component: plasma membrane. The record is from RefSeq and is a predicted model, not a curated record. The transcript has 2 exons.
UUUGCCCCUAUUCAUUAUAACAGUCUUUACAGUAGACCAAAUUUGCUUCAUUUAUUCAUUCAGUGGCUUGAGCUUUUCAUAACUCACCCAUCCUUCAAUUUCUUUCAAUUACUCCCAAAGCCUUAUUUCCUAAGGAAUUCAAGAGAGCCAUGGGGAUGUCUUCUUCCUUGAGCCUCUUUCUUCUCCUUGUUCCAUCAAUGGCCAUCACCAUUGGAGCUGUGAACGUAUACAAGGUUGGAGAUAAUGAUGGUUGGCGAGUUCCUGCCGGUAACGACCCUCACUUCUACGAGACUUGGGCUAACAAGAUCAAGUUCCUUGUCGGCGAUUCAAUCGUGUUCGAGUAUCGCAACGACUCAGUCGUCACAGUGAGCAAGAGAGGCUACUACCACUGCAACGAGACUAAGCAUGCUUCAGUGUCCAAAGAUGGAAGCACUGUGUUUUUGCUUGAUAAGCCAGGAUUCUUCUACUUUGCGAGUGGCGAUGCUGAGCGCUGCAAGAAAGGCCAGAGGCUGAUGGUAGACGUUGUGGGCUCGCCAGCUUCCCUCGUCCCCGCACCGUCCCCGCCCCCGAGCGCAGCGGCCUCGCUCACCGUUGCUAUUGGGACGUGGAGUCUCUCACUGGUUUUCCUUCAUUGUUCUAGUUUUCUGUUCUGAUUGUGUGGUCUGCUUCCCUGUUUUUUUUUAUUAUUCAAGUUUUGUUGUUUCAUCAUCAUCAUCGUUAUGCAAUUGCGGUCUCUGAUCAUCUCUUUGUUGCUUAUUCUUAUGAUAGAUUUUCUGACCGCUGCUUUAAUGAAACAACAAAUUUGUUCA